Molecule: messenger RNA, 1183 nt
Organism: Verruconis gallopava
Lineage: Eukaryota; Fungi; Ascomycota; Dothideomycetes; Venturiales; Sympoventuriaceae
Exons: 2
Coding region: 135-1037 (300 amino acids)
Source: RefSeq, a predicted model, not a curated record
CUCACGUCAGAGCUUUAUCGCAGGCAGUCAGCAAUAUAUAGGCUCUGUGCACGCCUGAGAUCACAAAAUGGUAUCUUGGACACCAUUCUUGAGCUGCAAAGCACACAGAAAUAUUACUGAGUAGUUUCUGCUCCAUGGCAUCAUGUCGCGCUGCGUCAGAAGAGCUGGAUGAGGAGCUCGCAAUCAUCCUCACCAAUUCGUUUCUGCCGCUAUGGAAUCACAACUGGUUUCACGGUGUAUCUAAGCCUGUCCAACGCAUACCACAGUCUGCAAAUAUAUCGACACCUUCGAUAUCACUUUCUAAGCUGACUCCGUUGCAAAAGGCUCGCCGCUCAUUUUAUUGGUUUCUAAUCAAAUUGACCCGUGGUGUCGGUGGAGAGGUCUGCGUGGCAACGAUACCAUCGCCAAAGAAUCCUGACGAUGAGCUUGUCGCCGCAGUCCUGUUGUGGUGCCCGCCAUUCAAGCGUAACGCAUCAUCUUUCGGUCUGCAAUUCAUCAAAGAUUUGUGGACGCUAUACAAGGCGGAUAUGUUUGCGGUAUUACGUGGAUAUGGUAUCUCAGGCUUCCGGCGCAUCACGGACGUGUUUGAGGAGAAUGUGCAGCGCAUGUUCAAGGAAUCCUUGGCACCCCUCGGUUUCAAGCCGGAGGAAUGUGGCUUUGUGCAGAUGAUAGCUGUAAAUACAGACCCGGAAUUCGAUGCGGAGCUUAAAGGCAAGGGCUUUGCGAGGCAGCUGCUACAGUGGAGGAUUGACCACCACUGGAAGGAAUGCAAGAACGUGAAGACGGGCACGGGAGGCAAAAUGACGCCUGUGAUUUUGGAUACAACAACGGAGCAGGGAAUCACGGCGUAUAAGCGACUACGUUUUGAACUGGUAAACCAGUAUAUUCCGAACACUGGCACGGACAAGAAUGGUUAUAAAUUGGAUAAGAAUUUGGAUCCCGAGGAGAAAAGGAGGCUAGCUGAGGAAGCUAUGGAAAAUUGCGUGAUGAGUAUCAUGGUGAAGAUGCCUCCCGAGACCGCAGCCGAGGCGGUGUGAUACGGAUUGACAGUGACGGCCUUUGUGGAGGUUGUUUCUUGUGCAGACCAUGGGUGGAGAAACUCCGCUGCAGCAUGGAAGAGAGGUCGUGAUAACGAUGAACAGUGUAAAUAUCACCAAAUUGCCCAGCAAUCAGUAGAAGGAUC